Podospora anserina S mat+ is the source of this 1059-nucleotide messenger RNA. RefSeq lists its product as uncharacterized. Gene Ontology annotation, molecular function: nucleotide binding; oxidoreductase activity. The record is from RefSeq and is a predicted model, not a curated record. Gene Ontology annotation, biological process: NADPH regeneration. The transcript is spliced from 3 exons. Gene Ontology annotation, cellular component: cytoplasm. The coding region runs from base 1 to 1059 and encodes 352 amino acids. Lineage: Eukaryota; Fungi; Ascomycota; Sordariomycetes; Sordariales; Podosporaceae.
AUGGCAGGAAUCGCUCUCCUUGGUGCCGGCAUCUUUGCCCGUCAUGAACACCUCCCCGCCAUCCUCGCCUCCCCAGACUUGCUCUCCCUCAAAGCAGUCUACUCCCGUUCUCAGACCUCCUCCGUUGCCCUAGCCGACGCCCUCCCCGCCGACGGCCCCAAGCCAGACAUCUACUAUGACUCCCCCUCCGAGCCCGGCCGCGGCCUGGCUGACCUCCUCAAGAGAGACGACAUCGUCGCCGUGGACGUUGCGUUGCCUAUUCUGGCCCAGCCCGAGGUGAUCAAAGCUGCUCUCAAGGCCGGAAAGCACGUCCUUUCCGAGAAGCCCGUCGCGGCCGAUGUCAAGGGGGCAAGGGAGUUGAUCAAGUGGUACGAGACUGAAUUGCCAGCCGAGAAGAAGCCGCUGUGGGGUGUGGCGGAGAACUUUCGGUACAUGAAGAGUUUGGUGUUUGCUGGGGAGGAGGUCAAGAGGAUUGGAGGCCGGGUGGUGAGCUUCAAGCUGGAGAAGUUUGGGUGGGUGGCGGAGGAUAACAAGUAUUUCAACACUCAGUGGCGCAAGGUUCCUGACUACCAGGGUGGAUUCUUGCUGGACGGUGGAGUGCAUUUUGUGGCUGCGCUGCGAUACUUGCUUGGGGCUUCUGGACAGGAGUUGAGCAAGGUGGCUGCGUAUACCGCUCUUUUGGAAGAGAGAUUACAGCCUCUGGAUACCAUCCACGGUGUUGCUUCGACCAAGCAGGGCGUGAAUGGCUCGAUUGUCCUUUCUUUUGGGACCGAGUUCAAGAACGGGACGGAUUUGGAGAUCAUCACAACCAAUGGAACUGUCAGCUGGAGCCCAACCGAGGUCAAGACUGUGACCAAGGAGGGGGAGAGCAAGAAAGAGUUUGAGUACAGCUCUGGUGUUGGCGAGGAGGUGGCUGUGUUUGCACGGGCUAUCAAGGCCGGCACUGGAAAGGUCGACGGUCUGCAGACUCCCGAGGAAGCGUUCAGGGACUUGGAGGUUUUGGAAGGAUUGCUAGAGUCUGGAUCUGGGGGCGCCAAGGUGAAGGAGAUGUCGGUUUAA